Molecule: messenger RNA, 3192 nt
Organism: Recurvomyces mirabilis
Lineage: Eukaryota; Fungi; Ascomycota; Dothideomycetes; Mycosphaerellales; Teratosphaeriaceae
Exons: 3
Coding region: 1-3192 (1063 amino acids)
Biological process (GO): monoatomic ion transmembrane transport; potassium ion transport; intracellular calcium ion homeostasis
Cellular component (GO): plasma membrane
Molecular function (GO): ATP binding; ATP hydrolysis activity; P-type sodium transporter activity
Source: RefSeq, a predicted model, not a curated record
AUGGAAGAGCCUUCUAGUCAUGCCGACAAUACCGGAACCCACUCUGGUAACGCCCCUCAUGCCACAACUGGCGUUGCUGCGUCCGAAGAAGUCGGCGAUGGCGACCCGCCCGCUAUACCGAGCGCGAGCUCGUCCAAUUAUCUGACUGAAAAGUCCGUGGGCGAGUCUCGCUAUGGCAACAAAACCACUACAAUAGCUUCACACAACGACAGUGAAAGAGCUCACGCGAAUCGUGUCGCACACACGCUUAGUAUUCCUGCUCUUGCAACGCAGCUGAAGACUGAUGUCUCCACCGGUCUCUCCACCGCAGAAGCAGAACGUCUUCUCCAAGAGCAUGGACCUAAUCGACUCGAAGCCUCCGGAGGCACUACCUGGUGGCGUAUUCUCAUCCGACAGGUCGCGAACAGCCUGACCGUGGUACUGGCGCUGGCGAUGAUCGUCAGCUGGGUGACACUCGACUUUAUCGAAGGAGGUGUCAUUGCCGCCGUCAUCAUCCUGAACAUCGUUGUCGGCUUCUCCCAAGAUUACCGCGCUGAGCAGACCAUACAGUCCCUCUUAGCAUUAGCAGCACCUGACUGUAAUGUCAUCAGAUCCCGCCAGUUCAUGACAACCAAGGCCGAAAAUCUAGUGCCCGGAGAAAUAGUACAGCUGACUGUUGGAGACAUCGUACCAGCAGACCUGAGGCUGAUGACUGCUGUCAAUUUCGCCACCGAUGAGGCUAUGUUGACUGGAGAGUCCAAACCUUGCACCAAAGACGCUGAAAUGAUCUUCGAGGACAACGACUUGCCUAUUGGCGACCGCACCAACAUCGCUUACUCUUCUACUGUCGUCACACGCGGGAGAGCUUCUGGUAUCGUCUUCGCAACGGCAAUGGACACCGAAAUUGGCAAGAUCGCACAACUCUUGCGCGAGAGUGGACGAACACAGGACAAGACGCAGAACUGGCCGAUACGUACAGCCAAGUCUGCAUGGCAUGGUCUCAAGUCCGGCCUGGGCCUGAUUGGCACACCUCUCCAAGUCAAGCUCUCUUACUUCGCUUUGAUCUUGUUCGCACUCGCCAUUCUCCUCGCGAUCAUUGUGUUCUCCGCCAAUAGCUGGGAGAUCGACAAUGAGACCCUUAUCUAUGCCAUCUGUGUCGGUGUGGCUGUCAUACCGGAAUCUCUGAUCGCCGUAUUGACCAUCACCAUUGCUACUGGGUCCAAGGCAAUGGCUCGCGGUAAUGUAGUGGUACGCAAGAUGGGCUCGCUGGAAGCAAUCGGAGCUGUUACAAACAUAUGUUCGGACAAGACCGGUACACUCACACAAGGCAAGAUGCUGGCCCGAAAAGCGCUUCUUCCAAGUCAAAGUCUGCUCACGGUAGAUGGAGAGGGUAGCCCAUUCAAUCCAGAGACCGGAACUGUGAAGCUUAACGACCAUAUUGUCGAUCGCAAUAUCAUGGUAUGCCCAGGUGAACUUCAAAGCUUCUUUCACACAGUUGCCUUAUGCAAUCUGUCUACUAUCUCUGCGCCAACAGACUCAGGAUUAUGGUCAGCCACCGGUGAGCCCACAGAAAUCGCCCUGCAAAUACUAGCCAUGCGCGUCGGACAAAGUAAGAAAGAUAUCCUUGCAGAUCAUCCUAUGACCCUGCUGGCGGAGCAUGGCUUCGAUUCGGCAAUCAAGCGCAUGUCAGUCGUCUAUCAAGACGACCGGACUGGCUCAAUCUGCUCAUACACCAAGGGCGCUACUGAAGUUCUUCUACCUUUACUCAGUCUGGGCGCCGAGCAGCAGAAAGAUAUACUUGCGAGAGCAGAUUCCAUGGCAGCAGAUGGAUUGCGUGUGCUCUGCUUAGCCCAUCAACACCUUGAUCCCGGCAUGACAGAGAAAGUAUCUGACCGCGACUUCAUCGAGCAGAAUAUUACUUUCGGUGGUCUGGUAGGCCUUUACGAUCCUCCUCGUCUCGAGUCAGCUGGCGCAAUAAGGCAGUGCCAGGCCGCUGGUAUAACUGUACAUAUGCUCACCGGUGACCAUCUGAAGACCGCUACGACUAUUGCAAAGGAGAUUGGUAUCCUCGGCCCUCAAGUCCCAUCCUCUGCCUCAAGCACCGCCGUCAUGACUGCCUUGGAAUUUGAUAAGCUAUCAGAUCGAGAACUUGACCAAAUGGAGACAUUGCCAUUUGUACUUGCUCGAUGCAGUCCAUCAAGUAAACUGCGCAUGUUGCAUGCUUUGCACAGGAGAGGGCGCUACUGCGUGAUGACUGGCGACGGCGUCAACGAUGCUCCAUCACUAAAAGGCGCCGAUGUGGGUGUGGCGAUGGGACUGAACGGAAGCGACGUUAGUAAAGAAGCUGCCGAUAUGGUCCUAACCGACGACAACUUCGCUUCCAUCGUCUCAGCCAUCCGCGAAGGACGCCGCUUGUUCGACAAUAUCCAGAAGUUCCUCCUCCACCUCCUCAUCUCAAACAUAUCCCAAGUAAUCCUCCUCCUCGUCGGCCUCGCCUUCCAAGACCGCUACGGCAUCUCCGUCUUCCCCCUCUCCCCCAUCGAAAUCCUCUGGGCCAACCUAAUCACCUCAUCCUUCCUAGCCAUUGGCCUCGGACUCGAAGGCGCCUCCGCAGAUAUAAUGACCCGACCCCCUCACUCCCUCAAAGCCGGUGUUUUCACCAAAGAGUUAAUCGUGGACAAGUUCAUCUACGGCAGUAUCAUGGGCUGUCUCUGCCUUGUAUCCUACGUUAUCGUCGUCUUCAGAAUUGGAGACGGGGAUCUGGGAAUCGAUUGUAAUGAGAACUUCAACGAAACGUGCGAUCUGGCGUAUCGGGCUCGAGGGACGGCUUACAGUGUCCUCACUGUCCUCCUCUCAGUCAUGGCGCUGGAAGCUAAACACCUCACUCACAGCCUCUUCAACCUCAACCCCGGCUCAGGAAACAGUCUUGUCCAGAAUCUGCGCCUCAUCACGCAGAACCGUUUCCUCUUCAUCGCCGUCUGCGUGGGUAUGGUGACGCCCUUUCCGAUCAUCUAUAUCCCCGUUGUCAACCACGUGGUCUUUCGACACGACCACCUGGAUGGUGCGGACUGGGGACUCGUGUUCGGGAGUCUGGUACUCUUCGUCGCAAUGGUGGAGGCUUGGAAGGCUAGUAAGAGACGCAGACUGCGGUCUCGUGAUCGGGUGGCGGAAGAUCGGGUCAAGGAGAGUAGUGAGGGCUCUAGCUUUGUCUGA